Brassica napus (rape) is the source of this 13317-nucleotide messenger RNA. Its product is annotated as NAC domain-containing protein 2-like. Gene Ontology annotation, biological process: regulation of DNA-templated transcription. Gene Ontology annotation, molecular function: DNA binding. The coding region runs from base 12017 to 13114 and encodes 365 amino acids. The record is from RefSeq and is a predicted model, not a curated record. The transcript has a single exon. NCBI's taxonomy places the organism in Eukaryota, Viridiplantae, Streptophyta, Magnoliopsida, Brassicales, Brassicaceae.
UACAUUAUUUUUGAAGUUUUUCUAUGUUUGAAGCCAUUUGAAUGCUUUUGGAUAUGCAUAUUUUUUAAAUUUGAGACAGACUUGGAAGACUUCCAGGGAAGUCUUCUCGGAAGUCUUCUAACAUUUAAUGCACUAGACGACUUUCCGGAAGUCUUCUGGCAAAGUCUUCUCCUUUGUCAAGUGGAGUCUAAACUUGUCGUUGUAGAGGAACGAGCUAUAAUAGUUUUGUUUAUGGUCUGUUUUGUAAUUUGUGUGUGUACUUACGUCUAUAUUUUUCCUGGCUCCGCCACUAUAUAUAUAUAUAAUAUACAACUGUGCUUUCGUUUUUAAAUAUUUUUUUUUAUCUAAGGGCUAUCUAACCGAGACAAUGUCUAUAUAAACGUAGGUGAUGACAAUAAGUAUAUGGUGAGACGACAUCCUAAAUUGUGAAUGGUUUGCCACUUAUGUUCUUGUGUACUCCAAACUUUGGAAGACUAAUUUUCAUAUGAUUGUCCAUAUUUUAUUUACGCUAGUCGUGGGGAAGGUUAUAUUUAUUACGAGUCUAGUGCGUUGACAUAUCAAAUUCAACUUGGUUAUGGUCUACCACAUCUGACUAUGUCAAUUUUUGAUUGAGAUCAUAUUGCCAUAUUAGUAGAGCCUAGUGCUAUAAACAUAUAACUAAUGCUGGGAAAAACCAAGACUAUUUUCGUUAUAUGGCAUGUGAAUAUGUUUUAUCUUCAUAGCAUUGUUGAAACUAGAGAAGUAUAGCAUAUGCUUCUUCCUUUUUAACGCAUAUUUAGCAUAUGCUUUAUCUUGAGAAUUAGGAUAAAACCUGCGCCUUGCGCUGUGUGAAAUAUUUUUUUUUUUGAUGAAAUUUCAAAUUUAUUGAUCAAAAGAUGAUAGAGGAUUUACAAUAUGGUGAAUCUUUAAUCUAUAGUGUAAGAAAAUGAAAGAAUGAGGUGUUUUAGAAAGGGUAAACAUCAAAUCAUCUUCUUAGGAGUCCCUCCAGCUUAUGAUUCCCCACGUACUUAAGGGAAGAUAUACGAUUCUUCACCAGCUUCCCAAUGGCUCAAGUCGUCAUGUCCACUGAUGUUUUCAUAUUGUAAAAUCUGAUGAUUUCUAAAUACAUGUGUUUUGUGGUAAAAAUAUAUUUGGUAUUUAUGUUUUUCUCAAUAUAGAAUAAUUAACUAACUAUAAAUAUUUGGUAUACAUAGAAAAUGUAUAGAAGUUCAAAUCCACCAAUUAAAAUGUGAUAUCAUUGAUACUCCUAUAAUCAUAAAUUAAGAGUUGUGAAAAAAAUUUGAAGGUAUUUCUAAGGGAAAACUCAACCGUAUAUAUAUAUAUAUUAGGCAUAGGUAGGUUUUCGGAUUGUUUCGAAAGUUAAAAUAAUUAGCAUUAAUUAUCUAGAAACCGUAUUUUAGUAUGAUAUAUUGAACCAAUAUUUAUUUUCAAUAACUACCAAAAACAUAUUAUUUUCUUAAAUUAAACUUACCAUAUCGAAAUUCUUCAAAAUUUUGUUCCAAACUUAAAAAUUCGGUGGAAGGAUUAACUUGGUGGAAAAUUUUCUUAUUUAUUUAAACAUCCUGGUAUAAAAAAAAUAAUUUAAACUUACCAAAAGAGCUUGAUUAUAAAAGUGCGUAUCACUAAAAUUUGGUUCCAAUUUUAGGAUUUUUAUUAUCUUCUAACGAUAAUAAUACCGACAGUUUAUGAUUGAUCCUCCUUCGGCUCAAUUGAAAUUAAAAAGAACAUUUAAGUGACCUCAAAUAUAGAUAAUCCGAAAUAAGUAUUUGUUUUCUAAUUAAACAUAUUAUAUUGACAAAUUUAAGAUUUAUAUAUGAUCGAAUUGUUUUUAUAUGUAUACAAUUUUUGAUUGUUUAUAUAAUCAUCUAUAUGUUGAGCUGAUACAUUUGGAUAUUUUCUUUUACAAACUUAUCAGUAAAUAAAAUUUAUAUAUUUUCGAUUUUGAAGUUACACUAAUUUUUUGAAUAUCAGAUUUUUACUUUCUUUUUGACAACAUAAGAUGGAAAAUUAAAAUAUUAAAAAAAUAAUUACAAAUUGGAUCAAGCUUAAAAUUUGAAGUAUAGUUUGGUUAUGGGCCACAUUAAGACAACAUAAAAUUUUUCAACCCGACUAUUAUUAUACUUAAGGCCCAAAUAUAGAAAUAUGAUAGUAUUAUUUGUUUGCAACCGAUACUUUGAAUAGAAUGAAAGUUAGAUUAACAUGAUAUAUAUCAUUAACUACUACUAAAUGUCAUUAUUAAUGUUUUCCUAGACUACGAAAAAAUAAUUAGGCAGGUGCCAAAGCUUUUUCCUAAUCUUCAAUAUAAAUUUCAUAAUUUAAGUUCUAAAGAAUUUUGUUGCAAGGAAAAAUAUUUUAUAUAUAAGUUCGUUUGGUAAUAACAAAACAACUUAAUUUCUGUAUUACUCUUUAUAUAAAUUUAAGUUGGCUGAGAACCAAACAAUAUUCUUCUUUUUUUUAUUAACAAAACGAUUUUGAAUAAUUGUGUCUCUUUGCUAUUUUUUUAUCAAAGCAUCUAUUUGCUAUUAAUAAAAAAAACUAACACUUAAAAAAAUCACUACUUUCCGAUUUAUAGCAAAAACAUGCAAUACUUAGGUCAUAAUAUAUAGAAAACUUUGAUUUAAAUUGUUGUCCAAGUAAUACGAAUUAAGAGUAUUUCUUACAUUUUAAAAAAAAAAUUAUUAUGUUGGAUCACAAUAUAAAUGAACCUUGAGCCAUUUAACGAAAGUCUCAUUUAAUGAGAUCGCUGAGUAUUAGUUUAAUGAGAUCGCCGAGUAUUAAGUUUAUCAUAACAUAUACAUUUAUGUUUGGAUUAAUAUAAUUUUUCCUAACAAUUGGAUUUUGGACUUACUAAUUUUUCAAUUGAUUCUUAGGUAAUACACAAUUGGUUUGAGAUGAACCCACUGGUUUUUGUGUAAUAAAUACACAAUAUAUAAAUUUAACUGAUACACAAUUGUUUAUCACGGCUAAUAUAUUCGAUAUAUAAUCAUAACUUUAAUACGAUCAUAAGUUCUUAAUUUUUAUAUUUAAUAAAGAAAACAUAUGUAAUCCACUUAUUGUAGUUUCCUUAACUAACGCACAAAAAUAUCGAUUCAUGCCUUGUUGCCAAAGUAUUUGUGUAAUAACCACACAAUGUCCAUAUUUAACUGAUACACAAUUGCUUAUCAAGGCUAAUAGAUUCGAUGUAUAAUCUUAAUUUAUAUAUCGAUAAUAAGUUCUUAAUUGUUACUUUUAAUAAGGAAAACAUAAUUUACAGUUACCUAAUUUCCAGUUAUUCAAAGUGUGUAUAACGGUGAAGAGAACAUUAUUUUGCGAUUCCGGUCCAAUUUUUUCUUUGAUUAUGGUUCAGUUCAAUUAAAAGAUAGAUGCCCCAGAGAAUCAAUAUUAACAAUACAAAACCGUACACCUUCUUCGGUUUCUCAAUAAACGUAUACCGUACAAAUAUGACCACUGUCUGGUGUUCUUACGUUUAGUAGUCGGUUUCUAAGUCUAUGCGACCAUGUCUCAACAAUGUAUAAUCUUUUAUACAAAUUUACAUGUUCAGCACAGUCAUUAAUGAGAGAAUUUGCUUAUAAUAGUGAACCCAUUUGUUUACUUAGAUCUUUUAUUCUGUUUUUCAUGUUUCAUGUUUGAAACUUCAACGUAUAGCUGCGAUUUGGAGUCAUUCAUUCCACGAACUAUAAGAAUAUGCAUGAAUAUUAACCAACGAAUUGACCAACCAAUAGAAAAGUAUAUGUAUUAUUCUGCGUUAAUAUAUAGUUAUGCUUAUAUGAUAAGGAAAAUAUAUCAUAGACCAUAAUUAUAAUGAGCGUACUAUUUGUAUUGAAUGUCCACUACAUAUAUCUAAUAUAUAUAAAGUAAGCUUGUGCUCUGCGCACAGCCUUCCACGUUAGUAAGAAGGAAGAGGUGUUUUUGGACACGUGUCGCUCACCAAACCAAUGAUUUAUGUGUAAUCCGGUCUUAUUCGAACUGGGCUUUUAUUAAAUUUUGUUAGUAAGCCCAAUGUUAUGUCAAGCCCACGUAUUAUUACGUAUCUUCUUCCUCUCAAGCUUGCGACUUCCGCGACCAAUUUCCCGAAACUUCAAUCGACAUUACGAUCUCCAUAACGUCUCAGCUUUCUAUUAAUACAUACUUAACUCUGAGUUUUUGCAUGAUUAACCCAUCCCUCCCACGGCAUUCAAUCGAGCUCUUUAAUCUAAGUUUAAGAUGAUAUUGUUUAUUUCUGUUCGUGACCUUUGCGAUUUCUCCAUCUUCCUCCACUCACUUCAUCUGUUAUUGACAUCAUAAUUCCUCUUCGAUCCCCAUUCUCUCUAUAGAAAGCCAGAUGCAAGUGAAAAAAACCUAACAAACUAGGGAAUUAAGAUUCACUGAAUGAGCACUACAAAAAUUUGGCUUCAAGCGAUCUCAGGGAUCCAAACCGGAAAACAAAAUAGCAUAGCUAUUCGAGCAAAGAUUGUGUCUCUUCUCCCUUGUCCAUGGUCAAAUCGCUCCUCCAAAAGCCGAAUCGUUAGUUUGUCUCUACUCCCUAAUUUUCAUCUCGAGUCCUCAAUUUUCAAAUAACUACAUAUAUUCUGCUCUGUUUUUUUUUCUUGCAGGAAGGAUUCAUCUUAACCAUAAGGUAAAUAGAAAACCCAUAUUCACUUUGUUUUGAUUUUGUAUUACCUUUCCUACCAAUGAAUUUAUGCUAAUUGAAUUUGUUAAUUAGCUAUUGAACUUCAUGUUUCAGCUUUACGAUAACACCUUUAUUUUGCUUAAACUAUUUGUUUCACUGAUCAACCAGAGUUUUAGCUGUGAGUUGUGUGCAUUUAUAUGGUUCGCAGAUGUUUUCUUCUAAUGUAUGAAAGUAGAUUUUGGAGGCGUGUAACAUGUGAGUCAGUCUCCACGUCAAUCUAACCGUGGCAAUGAGCAGACAUGUGCCUCAAAUGCUCUUGCUCUUUUUAUACAAUCUGUUUCUAUAUAUGCUGAAGAAAGAUUUUUUAAAAAUUUGUUACCUUUCUCCUGUCUAAAUUUCUAUUAAGCAUUGUAUUCUUAUGGGUUUGGAAGGCUGACAUUCACGCACUCAAUGAAUUCUGCAGGUAUUCUUGUGGGUGUGCAGUUCCUUCGACGUGCAAAGAUUACUGGGAAGAAAAUCACGGCUGGUCAUAUCUUUUCAAGCCCUUGGACGCAACACUCCGGCAACUGCGUUCUGACCGAGGUUAGCUCUUGAGCUUGGGAUUCAUUACUUGAACGUAAUUUCUAUAGUCUUGAGUUGGGUGUUUUGUGUUUAUAACCAGCUCCAGUUAUGGUAAUUGUGAAAGUGCAUUGCUUUAGUGUUCUUUUCUGCUCCCUACAUGCCUUACAUCUUACAUAAUCUUUGUUUCAAGAACAAUGAUGCACGUGGUGAAGAUCUUGAGGCUGGUGGUGGCGAUCUCUACCUUUAGGAUUUCUCUUUUGUUGGCUGCAGUUACUCUGCAAACUCAUACAUGGUUGGUGAGUCAGCGAGCCUGCCGAUUUGUCCUAUUUUUGCUACUUAUUGUUCUCAACCAGCUAAUAUUGUUUAGAUGUAACCAUGUUUUGGUUUGCACCAGAUAGCGAUAUGCUUCGUAGUGUCUAUUAAUGGUUGGAAUCGGGAGACUACAGUUUCCUACCUGUUCUCAAGAAGCAAUUCUCUUGCAGCAUGUACUUCACUACUCUCUUUCUUUCUUAUGUUGAUCAUGUUGAAUUCUUUUACGAAUCUGUUUUAGUUGUAUUGCAGGUUGUUGCAGAGUAUUCAAUCUUUCCAUGUUUGAACCAUCCAUGUAAAUACACUUUCCAUGUAAUUAGAAUCAUCCUUGAAUUAUAAUUUCAAUGUAGUUCAUGAUUGGUUGUGUUUCGUAUUCUAAUUCUUGAGUGAUUUUUGCAAGAGCUUCAACUCUGCUUUCUCAUAUUAUAUGAUCAACAUUAUCAAAGUAUUAUAUAUGUCAUUGCUUUGCACUUGCAUUCUCAGUUUGUUACCUCUGGUUUUAUUUUCUGAUUGUUUGUUCAUAUGAUUUUUCAGAGAAUCAAAUUUGGUUUGGGACCAGACAGGAAACUAAAAUUUCCUUCUCAUCAACAUAAGAUACAUGCUUUCCGCUCUUAGACAGUACGCUAUAUCCACAGGAAACCCUCUUUGGAGACGUGGUGAUCCGCACAACGCCCCCUGCCUACGAUCAACAGCCUCAUUCCACUUGUUUCUUCUCAGACAAAAAGGUCAUGGGAAUUUCGGUAUGGCAAAUCACAGAGAUCUUUGCAAAUCAAUAAAAAUUCUCAUUUAAAAAACCUUAAUUAUCAAGUUAGAGUUUAGGAUUGAUCUAGGAGGGAAAAUUGGGGCUUAUGAUGAUCCCUGUAAUGUUUAGCAUGAACAUCAUCAUAACCUACACUGAUCAUCAUCCAUAAGGAGACUGAAGCUAAACAUUAACUUGGUCAAAGAUCUUUUUAUAGUUUUGAUACUGGUUCGCAUUAUUUCUCGUGUAUCUAUUUAAAUAUGUUCAGAUCCAUUUAAAAGUGUCUAAUACAGUGUUAAAGAAGUAAUCUAUACAGUCUGCUUAAUGAACAAAUAUCUAAUAACAAUGUUGAAGAAGUAAUCUAUACAGUCUAUAGAUAUUUACUCUCCAUGUCCAUCAAAUAUUUAAUAUUUACAACAGUAAAUUCUUAUACAUGGAGUCUGUCACUAUCAAAAUUGAAUAAUUGUAUAUUAAAACUAUAGAAAGGUUAUGGCAAAUAUGGAAGAAUUCAAUUGCAAAAGCUAGAAAACCAUUAAGUCAUUACCUCUCUGCAAAUGUAGAAGUCAAAACAAAUGCAACUAUUAAAUAUUACUAAGUACGAAUUUAUUAAUAAUUGUUUUUUUCAAUUCUGUUAACUAUUCUAUAUUUUUCAUUUUCUAUAGUUUAGCUCACAUAUAUUGACAAAAUACUUAGUACCCAUAAACUUUAUAUAAUUUUUAAAUAUUUUUAUACAAUAAUUUGACACAAUUUUCUGUUAACGUACAAUAAUUCAGAAAAAAUACAUAAUAAAUUUAAAAUAAAUUAAUUGCAACAAAAAAACUUUUGACACAAAAAAUAAGAAAAAUAUUUACAAUAUUGUUUCUCAGGUUUUAUCAAAUCCACACAAAAGUGAAUCCCAGCCAAAGCUUAGAAAAAUUAAUAAAAAGAAAAAGAAAACAACAAUAAACUAUUAUUACAUAAUCAAAACAUUUUUUUUGAAAAACAUUUUUUGAAAUAUAAAAUAACAACUAUAAUAAAGAAAAAUUGAUAAUUUCUUGACAAUCUAUAACUUUGAGCUGUGACAAAUAAUAUUUUAGAAAAAAUACAUAAUAUAAUAAACAGAAAAAUUAAUAAAAACCAAAAGAAGAUAAAUUCAUUAUAACAUUGCUUUACAUUUUUUAUAAAAUCCGCAUCAAUAAGAAUAAAAAUGGAAUCACACGAAAAAGUUCAUUUGGUCAAAAAAACCAAGUUAAAAAAAUUAAUAAGAUAAAAGAUGGAUAACCAUAUUUAAAGAUUAAUAUAUAUUCAAAAUAUACAAUAUAAAAUAAUAAACAGUAAAAUAAUAAUAAUAAACAGUAAAAUAGUAAAAAUAAAACAUAACUCAAAGCAUAUAAAUUUUAAGAAUAAAAAUAUAAAACUCAUAAGAACAAAAAGGAAGAAAUGACUAUCAAACCAUUGACCAUCCAUCCAAUUACUUUUCUAACAAAGUAUAACGAUUUUAUGACAAAAUGUUUAUCAGCUGGAAACUUAGAAAUUCAUUAUGUAAAAAGCUUUCAAGAAUAUUUUGAAAAAAACAACUCCGUCAUCGGCUUCCAUCAUCAACAAACAUCAGUAGACGGUUGUACCUAGAUGCAGUUUACGUAUACAGUAUAACAAUGAUGUGCAAAGGUGAAAAAAUGUAAGAGAAACCUACAUUGAUAAAAUUUGUUGGACGCAAGACUAUAAUCUCGGCGAUCAAUGCUAGAGUCGUAUUAAGAAAACAUUGCAUGGGGUAUUAGUUAAAAGAAAACUUAAGUGUUACUCAAUCACUUUACAAACAAUGAAUGGUACAAUAUAAUGUCACCCGAACAACAUCAACAAGAUAUACAAGAACAGUUAUGUCUAGAUGCAAAUGAUUAAAUUCAUCUACUUUAACUGAUAUGUGGUGAAUCUCUUUUUAUUGCUUGACAUUUGAACAAUCGCAACUACUUUUAUGUAUUUCAAUAAUAACAAUUAUUUGUAUUAUGUUGGCCACAAAUAUACAAAUAUUAUUACUCUUUUACAAUUAAUUUUUGUCUAACUUUCUUUUCUCAAACAUAUACACUACAUAAAAUAAACAUUUAUACAAUACACUAAAAACUCAAUAGUUUAACCGAAAAACAAACAAAUAUCUAUCAAGAAAAAUUUAUACAACUCCAAAAGAAUAAUUCCACCACAUUAUUACAAUUCAGUUCCUAAGGCACCAAUAACAAACACGUCACAUCCUUUCUACAAAAUCCAAAAAAAAAAAACAAAUAACAUAUGUGAUUAGCGCAAAUGGCAAACAAUCUGCGCGUAGCAAACACAUGUAUUUACAUGUUUUUCCUUUUGGAACAUCAACUUUGUUUUAUGUUUAAGUUCAACUAUAUUUAAUUUGGUGCAAGUCAGCUAUUUAUUCGAUUUUUAUUGAAUUGAUCAAUGAAUACCACCUACACUCAUGUCUCUGGAUCAAAAAAUAAUUUUAAAUUCAUUAGAGAAUAAAACAUACGAACCCGGCGCGUAGCGCCGGAAUACCACUAGUCGUAACAUAAUAUGCGGUAUAACCGUCGAGGACUUGUAUUUAGCUAGGGAGUUAUAUGUUUAGACUAUGCUAUUCCCAAACUCUUCCAAAUUCAGACAUGUCAGCAUUAAGAGGGCUUAAACGAAUGCCACAUCAGCACGGUCACUUUUUAAUUAGUACAAACUUGAGGUUACAUAUUUUUAAAAGAUCCUCAAUUAAUAUAUAGGGGAUACUAACAUUUAACUCCUAUCAAUAUUAAUAGAAAAUCCUGACCGCUACGGUUAAUGGGCCACCCACGCCCGUUCACUCGGCCCGUGGACCCAUCCCGUCAGACGGACAGUUUGUUAAUUUUUCAAAAUGCUUGGAAUCAUUGUUUACUGACCCUAUAAUCACCACAUGACAUUUUUCGUGCUUUGGCUUCACUCACACGGUAUCGCGAAUUACUUUUCGAUAGGUGACCAAUCCUUCCACUUAUCUAGGUCAAUCACGAUUAACUCUAGAGUUUUAAGCGGAUGUGUGCCUGAAAAUGUAAAUGUAUAUUGGUGACACAUAUAGCCAAAUCAAUUCUCUUAAGUCUUUACAUAUAUACCAGAAAUUAGGAUGUUGUAGUUAAAUUUAACCAUUGAGAAUUUUUUGCAUAGAAUAAAAAACAUUUCUCCAAGUUCCUCUAAAAACUUCCACUGGCUUCAAAUAAGUAAAAUUCUUAAAAGUAAUUUAACGUUUAAUGUCACAAAUAUGACAUAAUAGGUCAGUAGGCUAACACAGAUUUUAGUAUUGAAAACAAAUGUCGUAAAAAUUGACUAUACAAAUAUAAACAAAAAUAGCAUACCAUUUUGACUUAAACUAACAUGCGUAGAAUAACUUCUCAAGUCAAUAUGGUUAGUAAUGACCAAAUGGAAUCAUGGAUUUACUAUCACAAAUAAAAUCUAAUUUGAUAAAUGUGAAAAUUUGCUAACAUGCAUCUUACAAGUUGAAUAUCUAAAGAGAUAAUUACUCAAUUAGUAUAGAAAAUUUAUGAUAUUACUAGAGUAGCAUACAUUUUCUAAAAAUUAUUCUAAUGUUGGUAAAAUUCUAGUAUAAUUACAAUAAAUACCUUUGGUUAGUUUUUUUUUAAUUGUGAUUAUUUAUAAUUAAAAAUGAUUAAAAUUAUUAACAAAUCCAUGUCACUAAUAACUAUGAUCUCAAUUAAAGGACGUUUAACUUAAAAGUUUUGUUGUUAAAAAAAACUUAUAACUUCCUUCGUCGAUUAAACCUUCACCGCUGUUUGAGUCAAGAUUGUCAUCUCCAAAAUCAUCUUCUCCAGCAAUCAUCUUCUCUGCAAGCGUUUUCUCUAAAAUCAUCUUUAAACAAUUUUCUGAAAUUGUCUUCUCCGAUAAGUUUUGACGCUUUACUUUGAGUAUUUCAAGUUUGUGGCUGAGUUACUUCCUGCCAAUCUUUGAAAACCUAGCUAUAAGCAGUUUGUGUUCCGAGGAGAAAAGGCAAUCAGAAAAAUACCCAAAUCAGCAAUUGUCGGGGUGUAUUCAUUGAAGCUUGUCGAGAGUAUGAUGGACAGUGCUUACUUUGUUGGAAGAAACGAGAUUCUCGCUGGCGGGUUAUGAUGAAUAUUGCUUAUUUGAUGAAGGGCCACAUGUGAUUUGAUACCCAGAUUUGGAUAAUCUAAUUUUUUUUCCAAAUCUGAGUGACCGAGAAGCUUGAACAAGAGGAGAAUGGAGGAGACGGAGAGAAGGGACAGAUUCAACAGAGACGACGUGGAGGAAUUCAAUGAAGCCUGGAGCACUGAGGGAUUAUCACGGGAGUAGUGCAGCAAACAUGUAUUUUAUGUUUUCUCUAUAAAAAACAUAACUCAUCCGUGUAUUUUGUAUUUGAUGCACCACUCCGGUGAUAACCCUCAUAUAUCUACGUAUAUAUUGUGUAAAUUUAAUUAUAUAAAAUAUAAAAUAGAAAAAAGUUAUUGUUUGGAUUAAUAAAAUUUAUUUAUGUAGUCACACCAAUUUAAUUAUCGACGUAAUAGUUACUGAUUUUUUAAUUACCCAAUAUAUAUAUAUAUAUAUAUAUAUAUAUAAUAUUGAAAAGCACAUAAUACAUAUAAAUAACUUAUAUAUACAAUGUUCAUCUCCCGCAAGGCGCAUAUCUUAACAUAGUACUAGUAUAUACAUAUAUCUUUAUAGAGAUAUUCUCUGAUGUACUUUGUGCUUUACGAUUGUGCCAUAGUUCUUGCAUUUACAUAAUUUUCAAUUACAUUUAUUUGUCUACAUGAAUUUUGAUGAGAUUUAAAGUGAAUUGUGAUUUUUAUGUUGGAAAUUACAAUUAAGAUUUCAUAACACUUUCUUUACAAAGUUAAUUACAUUUAAAAAUUAAUAAAUAAAUUUUUCCCACUCUUAGUUUCCAAAAAUUACUUCUAGAAGUAAUUAAAACCUUUAUUUUUUAAGUUAAUAGUAACUUAAGGGAACAAAACUGCUCAAAAAUCCUAACAAUAAGAAAGCGAUUCUAGAUACUAAUUUCGUUGUGGAAGCACCUUAGCCUAUUGGUUAAGGUUUAAAGGCUUCUACACCCAGGUCUGGGGUUCAAAUCCCAAACUAUGCAAUUUCUUGCAGAUUAUAGGAUGCGAAGCUUUCGGAGGUUCCAGAGUACUGUAAGCAGAGCCGUUCGUUGUGGUCGCCUAUUGUGGUGAGAGCCUGUCCAUCGAGGAUGUCGUACAUGCAGAACCGUCUGUGGUUUCAAGUGUUUCGGGGAAAGCUUCAUCGUGGAAUCAUUAUUCGUGGAGCUAUUCAUCAUUAUCGCAUAUGUUCCAGGUAGUUGAUCAUCAUAUCUAAUAGAUUUAGAGAUUAUAUGAUGAUGUAAUGUGUUACCCAGCAUUAAAAAAAAAAGAUACUAAUUUCGUAUAAAACUAUAAAACAAAUCAAAUAUAGGAAAAUAUUAUGUGGGAGAUCAAUCUAUUUGGAAAAGGAAAAUAAGAUGUUUCGGAUAGAGAUACUUGACUAGUCGGCUCAUCCUUGUUUUAUAAGUACACUCUCAGUGCUUUGUUUGAAACCAAAAGAUAAAUUAUCAUUAGUGCUUUGUUUCUUGCAGUGCACUCUUCUUCGUUUUGCUUUCGACAUAGGAUUUCUGGGGAGGGGAUCUUAGGGAUUCGUUUACGCUGCAGUAAAACAUCAAAGCUACCAAGGUACGUUAAGACUUUCAGUGCAUUAAUUCUUGCGCACAUCCAGUUGUUUUUGGCGUAUGCAUUAGUUUGAUUCUUUUGAAACUGUCUUUCUAGGGUUUUGUUGUGAAGCAUCUUCUAAUUGAUUCAGAAAGAUUUAAUAUGGCUCAUCCAAGGGACUUAAAGUUCUCUCCGAUUGACCAGAAUUUGGUGGGGUAUUAUCUACGCAACAGAGUUGAUACAGGAAAAGAUGGUUUCAUCACAGAUAUCAAACUUUAUGAAGACGAGCCGUGGCUUCUUCCGCACGUCAAGAAUGAUCAGUUCAAAGAGAACAUGUGGUUUUACUUUGUUGUUAGGACACGUAAUUUGGGAAGCAGGCCCAAACGCACGGUUCCCGGUAGAGGAAGCAGUAACGGCGGAACUUGGACGACAAGUGGCGUAAAGAAGGCGAUCACUGACCGUAACAACCCGAAGGUUGUGAUCGGAUACAAAACAGAACUCGCGUACCACAAGAAAGUCAAGGGAAAGCCUAAAGGAGACACCACUGGUUGGUGUAUGACGGAGUAUUGGCUUGCAAGUGAGAACGAUGCUCAGUUCCAAGAAGUAGUCUUGUGUCAUCUCCGUGACAAUAACAAGAUUGUCGUUGACCAGUCCCCAGAGAGAAAAAACGGAGACAAUGACAUCGUCACAGAGCAGCCACAACAAGAGAACAGCGAUGACAACAACAAUAUGUUUGACAACAAUAGACUCCUUGAACAACGGCCAUUGAUUCCUCCUUUUGAAGCUGAUGAUUCAAGAUUUUCAGUUCAAUACAUGACCCCUUCUGGUGAAGGACAGGGAUUGGGACUUCAAACCAUUAUGGGAUAUUCUGAUAAGGCCACUCAAGAACAACAACAUCCACCGAUUUCUCUUCCUCCUCAACGUCAAGAUUCCGGAAGGAUAAACAACGCACUUGUAAUCAUGGAAGAUGAGUGUGUUAACCAAGAUGAAAUAUUCAAUCUAGCUGACCUGGAAGCCGGCAUCACUCAUCCACAACAACAACAUCGUCAGAUGAUGAUGGAUCCUUAUGAUGAUAUAUCUUUCUCAAGAUUGGCAAUGCCGAACAACCUGAUUUACUUUCAAGAUUCAUGGCAUCAAGAUACCUCUCCAUGGAACAACACCAUAACCACCAAUCCUCGUGGACUCAUAUUCAAUACUCAUGGAUAUGACAUCCAAGAUCAAACUGUCACCAAGGGAGUCAAUCAAGAUUCAUAUUAUUAGCCGGCAUGUUCUUCUGAUGCAACACAAGAGCAAAUAAAGUAGUCAAACAUAGGAAACAUGUAUAGUUCGUUUGGUUAUGGUUAUUAUCUCUGGAUUUUUAAAAGUUUGUAAAUGAUCUUUGUGUUUGAUUAAACCGAUCCAAACACCCGUUUAUUGAAUUGUUCGGUUGCCAAUUUUGGAUUUUAAGUGAGACUUUAUCUUUA